UCACGCUUACCUUGCUCUCUUUCUCGCUUUGUCCCUCUCUCCCCACUACUAUUUCUUUUCGUAACUCCCCAAACCCCACCAACCACAUUCCUAACCGCCAAAAAAAGGGGAAAAAAAAGCCUCUCCUCACUUCAAAUUCUUCUUCCUCUCACACUUUUUACACUACACUACUUUACUAAUAUACUCUCAUAGAUAGAUAGAUAGAUAGAUAGAUAGAUAGAUAGAGAAAGAGAGGAGGAAAAUGAGAUGGGGGAAGAAGCAGCAGAAGCAGCAGCGAGAGAGAGAGAGAGAGGAGAAGAGAACCUCUUUGUUCGCCCAUUUAUUCCCCUUUGGAUGGAUCUCCAAGCUCCGGUCCGGUAACAAGCCCAACCGAACCGGGGUUGAACCCAACCUUGGACCGGUCGCGCGCCCUCCUCCUUCUCCGCCUCCGCCGUCGCCGCCGCCGCCGCAGCGCUGGCGGCGCCACCACGCCUCCGACCACCUCUCCUUCUCCCCCGACGUCCUCGACCGCUUGGUCGCCCCCCGCCGCCGCUCCGUCGGGGACGACGACGGCGACCCGCGCCACAGCCUCCGCGCGGCGCCGAGCAGCCGCCUCCGCGCGGCGCCGGGGCACCGCUCGCUCGGCGGCGAGCUCGAUAUCGACCUCGCCGAGCCGCGGGUGGCGCUCGGCCACCUCAUCCCCUUCUCCACCUCCGCCUCGCGGCGGCGGCGCCGCCCUCCGCCGCAGCAGCCGCAGCCGCAGCCGCAGCCGCCGGAGGCGGCGGCGGAGACCGACCGGUCGGAGAGCGACCCGGCGCUGGUCCGCCUCCGCGAGCGACGGCGGCGGCGACGGCAGCAGCGGACGCGGCGGAGGCCGAUCGACGGCGCCUCCGAGCGCACGUCGGAGGCGCGGAGAUCCUUCAGCGGGAAGAUCCGGACGCGGCCGCGGAUUAGGGUUUGCUCGCCGCGGCCUUCGAGGUCGGAGGUGGGGCGAAUUAGGGCUCCGGAGGAGGAGGAGCGGGAGCGGGAGAAGGGGAGGGGUUUGGAGCGUUUCGCGGUGGUGAAGUGCUCGAGGGAUCCGCAGAGGGACUUCAGGGAAUCGAUGGUGGAGAUGAUCUGGGAGAAGGGGAUCGAACGGCCCGAGGAGCUCGAGCGGUUGCUCGCGUGCUACCUCACGCUGAACGCCGACGAGCACCACGACGUGAUCGUCAAGGUGUUCCGCCAGGUCUGGUUCGAGCUCAACCCGGACCGGUUCCGGUCCGGAAGGAGCGCUCGCGCUCGCGCCCGGCCCAAACCGCUUUGAGGCGACCGAACCCGCUUGUUUUUUUUUUUUUA
Messenger RNA from Ananas comosus (pineapple), 1314 nucleotides. RefSeq names its product transcription repressor OFP7-like. The record is from RefSeq and is a predicted model, not a curated record. Gene Ontology annotation, biological process: negative regulation of DNA-templated transcription. Lineage: Eukaryota; Viridiplantae; Streptophyta; Magnoliopsida; Poales; Bromeliaceae. The transcript has a single exon. Bases 242 to 1282 code for a protein of 346 amino acids.